Bombina bombina (fire-bellied toad) is the source of this 575-nucleotide messenger RNA. RefSeq names its product translation machinery associated 16 homolog (gene TMA16). The transcript is spliced from 6 exons. The coding region runs from base 126 to 575 and encodes 149 amino acids. NCBI's taxonomy places the organism in Eukaryota, Metazoa, Chordata, Amphibia, Anura, Bombinatoridae. The record is from RefSeq and is a predicted model, not a curated record. Gene Ontology annotation, cellular component: nucleus.
UGACUGCAGCCGUCGGAUUACUAUUUUGAACACACACUGUUUACAACGUCACUAGACCCACGUGUGUACAGCCUGAACUGGGGGAAUACCGAGCGAGUUUGUACUGUAAAACAGAAUACGUAACGAUGCCUAAAGCUCUGUCAAAUAAAGGGAAAACAGAGAAGAAAGUAAUUCACCCUUACAGUAGAAAAGCUGCCCAGCUCACAAGAGAAGCCCAUAAGCAAGACAGAAAGGAAAAGUUAAAGAAUGAAAAAGCCUUGCGUCUAAACAUCAUAGGUGAAAAACUACAGUGGUUUCAAACUCACCUUAAUCCAGACAAGAAUGAAUAUACAAAAAAGGAAGCAUGUGAAUUAAUUGAAAGCUACUUGCAUCGGUUUGAUGGUGAGCUGGAGCAAAUUGAAUUACAGAACAGCAUAAAAGGCAGACAGGCAAGGCAGCAUGGUUCCCGUGAGACUGUCAUCAAGCAGACCAUGGAGCGUGAAAGGCGCCUCUUUAAUGGAUAUGGAAUUGUGUCUCUAGAGGGCAAGAAUGCUGACACAUUUGCAAUGUUAAAGCUUCAGGUACAUUUAAACUAG